AUGCCCAAAAUUGCAGGAACCAGACUCAUGGUCAAAGAGAGGGGAGGAAAAGCCCAGGUGGCUUUCCGCAAAGCACUAGGUAUGCGCGGGGAUCAAGACACCCAGUUUCAAGAGAUAAAGCACCGCAUACGAACCCUUGCGAUGAAGCACUUCGAGAUCGGUCGAAAACCUCGGGAACAGGAGCAGAUUUUCAAAGAGCGAUUCUUAGCAGAUGUUCAAGAUGCUUUUCCGAUUUUUGGAGAUGACGAGUGUGCAAAUGCGCAUUUACUCAGAUACGUUGAUCGAUAUCUUCACGCCAAAGCGGUGCCGAGUUCGCGCUUCUAUCAAAUGGUACACGGUAACGACAGUGCAGAUGAAGAUUGGAUAGGGGACGAUGAUCAUGAUGAGGCUGGCAGCGUCGAGGAAUACAUGCCAGCGAAUUCCGACGAGCUGCCGGAUCCUCUGAUCCUCAACAGAUCCCAGACGACCUCUGAGUUGAACGAGGUAAAUGCAGGAGCUUCUCGUUUAGUCACCUCUGGUGGCGUCCAAGAUCCGUUGGCGGCCAUGCCAAUAGAAUAUACCACCUCGCGCAAGCACAGCAAUAAACCAUGGCAUACGUCGUCCGCGAGUAGAGUAUUGGUGUCGAAUGACUCCUACGAUACAACACCUAUCAGGAACUUCCUCGGUCACGCAGCGCUCGGUCAUUUACUGGAGGAGCUUAUGACACUAGGCAUCAAGAAUCAGUCGCGUCUUCUUCUUGUAGCAACAUGGCCUGAGGAGGACGUCAAUAUCCUUUUGCGUGAUUCUGUGCGAGAAAGCAGAAUCGACAAGUUUGAGGCGCAGCAACUUGUCAUUGCUUUGCGUUCUCUCCAUCGGCGAUCUAUGCAGGCUGGUGACUGAUGACCAGUGACUUCGAUGCCUCAACAUACAUUUCGAGCCAGUUGCAUUACUUCUCCGCAUGUAUGGGUCUGUAUACGGUCUUCUUUAGCGAUUAAGAAAUUAGCAGCCUCCCACUGGUGGGAGUCCAUUCGCUUGAUGUUUCUGUCACAAGUUACAAUCAUUUCAUUUCGCGCAUGCUUUCUCAUCGUAUCGCUUGUUAUGCCUGCCAUUGCACAAUAAUCGGUUG
This is a messenger RNA of Suillus subalutaceus, 1105 nucleotides long. RefSeq lists its product as uncharacterized. Bases 1 to 879 code for a protein of 292 amino acids. NCBI's taxonomy places the organism in Eukaryota, Fungi, Basidiomycota, Agaricomycetes, Boletales, Suillaceae. The transcript is spliced from 5 exons. The record is from RefSeq and is a predicted model, not a curated record.